Molecule: messenger RNA, 255 nt
Organism: Danaus chrysippus (African queen)
Lineage: Eukaryota; Metazoa; Arthropoda; Insecta; Lepidoptera; Nymphalidae
Source: the annotation of a GenBank genome assembly
AUGCGAACAAUCGCCAUUGUGCACGCUGCCCCCGGCUGUCAAUGGGUGGUGGAAAUACCUGACUUAUGGAACUUUGACAAAGAAGUAAGGCGGUGCAGGGCUUGGAGGAAGAAGAGUUAUCGUGGAGAAGCAUUCAGUUCUUAUCCGUUCAGAAUCAAUCACUUGACAGUGUUGGUGCCGGAAGAAUGUGAAGUGUUGGUAUUUCCUGAGCGUCUGGUUAGCGUUCCUCUCGCAUACCAUCACCAGAUGCUGUGA